Molecule: messenger RNA, 450 nt
Organism: Racocetra persica
Lineage: Eukaryota; Fungi; Glomeromycota; Glomeromycetes; Diversisporales; Gigasporaceae
Source: the annotation of a GenBank genome assembly
AUGGAGUUAGGUCAAAUUAUUGCGGGAAUUAAUUGUUGCCACGUGGCUAUUUUUUUAGCGGUUUUGCUUUUUCUAGUAGUGUUGGCCGCUUUCGGUUAUUCUUUUCAUCUCGAAAAAGGCUUUCUUAAGCUCAAAAAAGAAGUCCGGGAAAUCGAAGUUAUUAACGGCAAAGAACGGCAAGCUAUUGCUCUUUUGCAAACCCAAGUAGCCCGAUUACAGGAGCAAUUACUAAGUAAGAAAAAUCGUAAGACCCGCAACUUAACUUUGAAAAAAGUAGCCACGGAUACUUGUCUGCCUCUUUAUCAACUGCAAGAACUAGUAAUAGGAAAAAGAGAUAUCGAUACUGACAUUGCUGCUCGACUAGAUCGUCAAGAAGCGGUAGUAAAAAAAAUGAUUCGUCCUUACCAAGAAACUAAACAACAUGGCCGAACGAAAACAGUUCAAAGAUAA